UAAGCGUGGUCGCAGGUGGCGCAUUUUACGUGAUUAAACUCUAACCUCAAAUAUUGUUUGUGUUUGGUUUUUCCGAGUAUAUCAACAUAAAUAAAUCGUGGAAACAGUUUUAUUAAUGAUUGUUGCUAUUUAAGAAUUAAAUAAUCAAUUAUAAUAGUUUUAUUUUAACGUUCGUGUCCCAAUUAAGGGACAACGGCAAGAUGUUCUCGAUUUGCAAGCAAACCCACCCCGCAACUGCUGUGGAACAUGCAAUUCGUUGCUAUUUCUUUGAUAGGUCAGACAGGUGUCUUAUCACUGCUGGGGCAAAUAUUAUCAAAGUAUACAGAUUAAUUCCUGAUUCAGAAGUUAAUGUAAAAUUGGAAAAACAGAAAAAAUCAUCUGGCUUGAAACCACCAAAAUGCAAACUAGAAUGCGCCGCAUCCUUCACAUUAUUCGGCAAUGUGAUGUCUAUUCAGAGUGUAAACCUAGCAAACUCACCACGGGAUGCUUUACUCUUAGGAUUUCAAGAUGCCAAACUUUCUGUUGUUGAGUAUGAUCCCGAAACUCACGAUUUAAAAACGUUGAGUUUGCAUUACUUUGAAGAAGAAGAUAUGAAAGAUGGAUGGACACAUCAUUAUCAUGUACCACUUGUUCGCGCAGAUCCAGAAAAUCGCUGUGCAGUCAUGACGAUUUUCGGCCGAAAAUUAGUCGUUUUGCCUUUUAGAAGGGAAAAUUCGUUGGAUGACGGUGACACCAAUGAUAUUAAACCCAUGCUUAGUAAUAAUUCAACGUCGAAAAGUUUAAUCAUGGCGUCGUACAUGAUUUAUUUGAAAGAUUUUAUGGAUAAAAUUGAUAAUAUAAUUGAUAUUCAAUUUUUACAUGGCUAUUAUGAGCCUACGCUACUUAUACUCUAUGAACCUUUAAAAACAUUUGCAGGACGUGUUGCUGUACGAACUGACACAUGCGCAAUGGCUGCAAUUUCCUUAAAUCUCCAAGAAAAGGUCCACCCUGUUAUCUGGAGUGUCGCAAAUCUACCAUUUGAUUCAAUACGAGCAGUGCCAAUCAAGAAACCUUUAGGAGGAACAAUUAUUUUUGCCGUAAACUCGUUAAUAUAUUUAAAUCAGAGUAUUCCACCUUAUGGCGUUACUUUGAAUAGUAUUGCUGAUACAUGCACAAACUUUCCAUUGAAACCUCAACCAGACAUAAAAAUAAGUUUAGAUUGUGCCCAUGUUGGAUUUUUGGAAGAGGAUACUUUGGUUUUAUCUCUAAAAGGUGGUGAAUUGUACGUUUUAACUUUAUUAGUCGACAGUAUGCGAUACGUGAGAAGUUUUCACUUUGAGAAGGCUGCAUCAAGUGUUUUAACAACAUGUAUUUGUGUUUGUGAAAAUAACUUCCUCUUUCUUGGAUCUCGUCUCGGCAAUUCGUUACUAUUGCGCUUCACUGAGCAAGAUAAUUGCCAAGUGAUAAACCUAGACGAAGAUUGUGCCGAGCCGGAUGCAAAGAAAUUAAAAGAAGAUGAAAGUGAAAAAGUUCUUGACAGUCUCAAUGAUUGCAUGGCAAGCGAUGUGUUGGACAUCCGCGAUCCGGAAGAGUUAGAAGUAUACGGUAAUCAAAAACAAGCCAGUUUGCAAAUCACUAGCUACGUCUUUGAAGUAUGCGAUACUUUAUUGAAUGUCGGACCAUGCGGGAAUAUCUCCAUUGGAGAACCAGCGUUUAUAAGUGAAGAAUUCACUAAGAAUAUGGAUUUAGACUUGGAAUUGGUCACAACUGCAGGAUAUGGUAAAAAUGGAGCGUUGGUUGUGUUACAGAGAUCAAUUCGACCACAGAUUGUCACUACUUUCACACUUCCAGGAUGUUUUAACACGUUUACCGUGUACGGGCCGCAUGAUCAUCAUGCGUUUUUGAUUUUGAGCCAGGAAAGCAGUUCUAUGAUUUUACAAACUGGCCAAGAAAUAAAUGAAAUUGACAAUACGGGCUUUUCUACUGACGGCCCAACUGUUUACGCUGGAAAUUUAGGCAAUAAUAAAUAUAUUGUGCAAGUUAAUAUCAAUUCGAUUAAAUUAUUGAUUGGGACGACUAAAUUGCAGUAUAUUCCGCUUGAUUUGGGUUCACCGAUUGUAUAUGCAACUAGUGCUGAUCCUUAUAUUGCAAUUUUGACUGCUGAUGGGCAGGUAAUUACGUUGAUGUUGCGCGAAACACGCACAUCAGCCAAGUUGGUGGUCAGUAAAUCUACUCUUGCUAAUACACCAGCAGUAACAACAAUUUGCAUGUAUAGAGACGUUUCGGGUCUUUUCACAAAUAAAAUCCCUGAUGAAUUCACCAGCAUUCCACAACACAUCAUCAGCGACACAGAACCGAGGCAAGAUAACGAAAAUGAAGAUGAUCUCCUUUACGGCGACGAUAGUGACUUUAAAAUGCCCGCGAUUUCAACAUCCAAACCAAAAGUCUACUACAAUUGGUGGAAGAAAUACAUGAAAGACAAUAAACCCACGUUUUGGUUGUUUGUCGUACGUGAAAAUUCGAACUUGGAAAUCUAUUCAGUUCCUGAAUUUAAACUGUGCUUCAUUGCGCGCAAUCUCAACUACGGGUAUAAAGUACUCGUUGAUAGCUUAGAAUCGGUGAAUACGAUUCACGAUGAUAAACAUGAGUUUGAUGAGCAUGUCGUUAAAGAGAUCUGCGUGGUUGCAUUAGGAAAUAAGAACAGUAAACCAUUACUAUUUGUACGACUAGAGAACGAUUUGUACAUUUAUGAAGUGUUCCGCUUUCAUCGCGGAAACUUAAAGAUGCGCUUUAAGAAAAUGCAACAUAAUAUUAUGUAUUCGUCAAAUGAAACACCGAAGUAUGAGAGUGGCAAUGCGGAUUUCAUUGGAAUUCAAGAAAAGAUUUCAAAAAUUCGAUAUUUUACAAAUAUUGCUGGCUAUAGUGGAUUGUUUAUCUGCGGCGCAAAUCCAUAUUGGAUAUUCUUGACGUCCAGAGGUGAAUUGAGAGCGCAUAAUAUGUUGAUAGACGGAGAAGUUUUAACGUUCGCUGCGUUCAAUAACAUUAAUUGCCCACUUGGAUUUUUGUAUUUUAACAAGAAGUCUGAAAUGCGAAUUGGCGUUCUACCAACUCAUUUGAGUUAUGAUGCACCUUGGCCUGUCAGAAAAGUACCACUAAGAUAUACACCAGUAUUUGUUACUUAUCAUCUCGAAUCGAAAACAUAUUGCCUUGUUACGUCUACAUCGGAAGCAUCAAAAUCUUACUACAAAUUCAAUGGAGAAGAUAAAGAGCUAUCGGUUGAGGAUAAGGGAGACCGGUUUCCAUAUCCCAUGCAGGAAAAGUUUAGUGUGAUGUUAUUUUCGCCAGUUUCAUGGGAAGUUAUUCCAAACACACAAAUUGAUUUAGAGGAAUGGGAGCAUGUGACUUGUUUAAAAAAUGUGUCGCUUGCUUAUGAAGGUACUAUUUCCGGUUUGAAGGGAUACAUCGCCAUGGGGACUAAUUAUAAUUAUGGUGAAGAUAUCACAUCCCGAGGAAGGAUUUUAAUUUAUGACAUCAUUGAAGUUGUACCUGAACCUGGACAACCUUUAACUAAAAACAGAUUUAAAGAAAUCUACGCUAAAGAACAGAAAGGUCCAGUUACAGCCAUAUCUCAAGUUAAAGGCUUUUUAGUGUCGGCUGUUGGACAAAAGAUUUACAUCUGGCAACUGAAGGAUAACGACCUUGUCGGAGUUGCUUUCAUCGACACACAAAUCUACACACAUCAGAUAUUAGCAAUCAAGAGUCUAAUCCUUGUCGCGGAUGUUUAUAAAUCGGUUGCUUUACUACGCUUCCAAGAAGAAUACCGUACAUUGUCAUUAGUCUCCAGAGAUUUUCGUCCCUGCGAAGUGUACACCAUUGAGUAUCUGAUAGAUAAUUCAACAUUGGGAUUUUUGGUAUCUGACGCUGAAAAGAAUAUAAUUUUGUAUUUGUAUCAACCAGAAGCAAGAGAAUCUUUUGGUGGCCAGAGAUUGCUAAGAAAGGCUGAUUUUCAUUUCGGGCAGAAUAUUAACUCAUUCUUUAGGAUCAAAUGCAAACUGAGUUUGUUUAGUGAAGACAAAAAGUAUCAAUCUGGAGCUGAUAGAAAACACAUAACUAUGUUUGCUACACUUGAUGGAGGGUUAGGAUAUAUCAUGGCUGUUCCAGAAAAAACCUAUAGGAGAUUGCUCAUGUUGCAAAAUGUGUUGGUUACGCACGGAUCACAUACAGCUGGAUUGAAUCCAAAAUCUUACAGGACUUAUCGCAGUUGGCGGAAGUUACAAGCGAAUCCAUCGCGGAGUAUUAUCGACGGUGACUUGGUUUGGAAUUUUACGCAGUUACCUCUAAAUGAGAAACUUGAAGUGGCGAAAAAAAUUGGAUCGAAAAUUGAUGAAUUGGUUGAAGAUCUGAAUGAUAUUCAAAAGUUGACGGCGCAUUUUUAGUUUCUUUUAAACAAUUUUAUUAUUUUUACGUCUUACUUUGUUUAUGAGUUUCAAUAAACCGUUUAAUUUA
Dalotia coriaria is the source of this 4485-nucleotide messenger RNA. RefSeq names its product cleavage and polyadenylation specificity factor subunit 1 (gene CPSF1). Gene Ontology annotation, molecular function: protein binding; nucleic acid binding. The record is from RefSeq and is a predicted model, not a curated record. Gene Ontology annotation, cellular component: mRNA cleavage and polyadenylation specificity factor complex; nucleus. The coding region runs from base 201 to 4415 and encodes 1404 amino acids. NCBI's taxonomy places the organism in Eukaryota, Metazoa, Arthropoda, Insecta, Coleoptera, Staphylinidae. The transcript has 12 exons.